UGCCGGGGAAAGGUGUCGGGGGUUGCCAUGGCAGCGACCAAGGCCUAGAAAGCGAGGGCGAGCCUGGUGGCAGUAGUGGAGAUUCAUUCGACAGGAACAUCUCUCGUUAAGACCAAGGCGUGUUGUCACGUAAGGGCGGCAACAUGGUGACGAUGCUGGUGAAUCAAAACUGCAUGGAAAGUUUGCGGAAGGACAUCACCGAUCUUCAAGGGACAGUCAUCAGCGUGUUCUCCUGCAUCGGGGCUGUGCGCUACCCCUCCUGGAAGUUUCCUGAUAAGGUAUCUUGUGAUCUGGACUUGGUAGCUUUGCUGGAGCGCUAUGACUUCUCGGAGAAUGAUCCCGAAUUCACCCAGCAUUCCCAUGUGGUUCUUCUGGAACUUGUGAUUGACAGGUGA
Pogona vitticeps (central bearded dragon) is the source of this 395-nucleotide messenger RNA. RefSeq names its product coiled-coil domain-containing protein 157-like. Lineage: Eukaryota; Metazoa; Chordata; Lepidosauria; Squamata; Agamidae. The record is from RefSeq and is a predicted model, not a curated record.